Molecule: messenger RNA, 5559 nt
Organism: Kwoniella shivajii
Lineage: Eukaryota; Fungi; Basidiomycota; Tremellomycetes; Tremellales; Cryptococcaceae
Exons: 12
Coding region: 1-5559 (1852 amino acids)
Source: RefSeq, a predicted model, not a curated record
AUGUCGUUCAUAGGAGCUGGAGAGCUCGAACACAAAGUAACUCAAUUACAACGACAAUUAGAUCAUAAAGAUCAUGAGUUGAAUUCAAUCAAGAAUGAACAACGCAAGAGAGACGAAGAAUCAACGAAAGCCAAAAGAGCGAAAGAAGAUGCCGAAUAUAAGUUGAGAGAUGAAGCUGAACGUGCGCAUCAAGCUGAGAAAUCAGUAAUGACGAAAAACACUGAGAUAUCCCAAUUCAAGUUGAAAUUGUCAAAUCUCGAGUCAAGUUUAACGCAAACAUCUGAUAAGUUGAAAAAGGAAGAAAAAGAAAAAGAGAGAGUACAAGAUGCUCUGGACGUAGCAUUGAAUAGCGGAUCAGAUGGUGCUUCCUUACAAAUCAAAUCCCUUCAGGCUAGGACGAAACAACUUGAAGAUGCAUUGAAAGUCUCUGAACACGAAAAAGAGAAAUUCAGAAGUCAAGGAAAUUUGAAUGAUCCUUGGGGAACAGGAGAGACGUUAACUCGAGGAGAGAGAAAUAAGGUCAUGGCGUUACAAAAUCAAGUGGAGAGCCUGAAAGAAGAAAAUGCGAGAUUGCAAUCAUCAGGAUCAUCCCAAUCCCCCACAACGGAUCUUUUCUCCUCAUCGACCUCACCUUCACGUCUGAAAAACAAACGUCGCUCAAUGUCAGUCUCAGGACCUGCUCCCUCCGAGCUCAUCGAACUUGAGAACCAAAUUUCCACGCUGCAAGAACAACUUGUCAGUAGAAAGCGAGAUCUUGAUAAAGCUGUCAAUGAAAAACUCGCAAUUGAAGCUGCUGGCAAGAAAAAGACAUCCAAGUUGGAGAGUGAAUUGGAAGAUGUCAAAGAGGAAUUGGAUUUUUAUCGAAGAAACGAAGGUUCAGGUGGAGAUGGAAAAGAAGUUGAGAAAUUGAAAAAGACAAUGCAAAUUGAGAAAGAAGCCUUACAAGCUAAACUUGACGAAAAACAGACCGAAAUCACUCAAAAGAUUGAGCAAGUAAAGGAAUUAGAAAGGAAAGCCGAAAGAGUAGAAGCGCUCGAAGCCGAUCUUGAGAAAGAGAGAAAUGCUCGACAGGCUUUAGAAACAUCAUCAGCUCCUUCAGGCUCAUCUUCACCUUCAUCAACACAAUUGCAAGAAGCACAAGGAAAGAUCCAAUCUCUCGAAGCGGAACUUGCCAAAGCUCGAUCAACAUCAUCGGCUUCGGCUUCAUCCAAAGGAGGUGAUAUGGAGAUUCGUCAUGUUAAAAGAGAAUUACAAAAAGCUCUAAGAGAUAAAGAUUACCUCGAAUCUUUAGUGAAAGAGAACGAUGAAUUAUUAGCUGAAAAAGAUGACGAGAUCGCAAGAAUGAAAACUGCUAUUCCUAUUCCUGGAUCACCGGUCCUUGGAGCUCAUGUGAAUAAUGCGAAAAUUGAAGAACUCGAAGCGGAAAUCAUCACCCUUGAAGAUAAGAUCGAAAUGCAACGGGAGAAAUACGAAGUGAAGCACAAGCAGGUUGAAGGAAAAUUACAAUCCGCUACUUCAGAUCUAGAAAAGAUCAAGAGAAUCGAAGAAGAAUUGAGCCAACAAUUGCAGCAAUCAAAGGAGGACGCAAAGGAUACAACUGCUCAGCGUGACACCCUUCAAACUGAUCUCAAAACAGCUCUUGACCAACUCUCCGUCAAACAAACGGAAGUCGAUGGACUCAACUCACAACUCGAGCAGUUACGAAACGACGUCUUGUCCACUCAAGCGGUAGCGCAAGCGGCGCAACAAGAAGCUACCGAGAUCAAGGAUAAAAUGCACGAGGCGGAGAGAUCCUUCAGCGAGAAAGAGAAGCUUCUCGAUGACCUUGUUGCUAGACGCGAUGAGCUUGAGUCUGUCUUGUCGAUGCGAUCGCACAACGACGAAGACUAUGAUGCUCUCAGUCAGUCUCUAAUGUCUAUGACAGAUGAUAUGGCGAAAACGCAAGCUUCUCUGUCGUCUGGCGCAGAGAUGUCAGCGCAACUUCAGGCCCAAGCGGAAGUUGCUUCAAAGGAGAAAACAAUUGCUCUCGAGAAAGUUGGACAAUUAUCCGCUGCUGUAGAGACUGCUGAGCGACACCUGGAAGACGCACAAACAGAGAUGGAAUCCAGGACAAAGGCUAAGGAUGAGAUCAUACAAUUGCUUACAGACCAGCUCGAUGACCUAAAAACGGAUUUUAGCGCUAUACAGCUCAAACUCGAUGACAAGAUCGCCGAACUUGCUGUGUCUACUGCCUCUCAAGACGAAGUUCAAACUAGAUUUGAGGAAGCUGUAAAGUCUCUGGUCCAAGUUCAAGCCAAACUCACGGAGCUUGAAGAUGCUCAGUCUGAUAGAUCUACAGAGAGUGAGGCAAGAGAGAAAGACGAAGAACUCUUCCAAGUUCAAGAAGAAAAAAGUAAGCUUGAAAGGGAAUUACAAAUAGCCAAAGGUGAAUACGAGAAAGAAUUGGCUUCUUCAACUUUCAAAUUUGAACAAGAUCUCCUUGAAUCACAAAAACGAGUUGAUAAACUUGAACAUCAAGUCACUGAUCUGCAAUCUGCUCUUUCAUCUGCACAACAACCGAAAUCAUUCUCUAAACACGAAAAAGACGUAGUGCUACGUUUGGAGCAGAAGAUCGGUCAAUUGCGAUCCGAACGAGAUGACCUCAGACAUAACCUCUCAUUCGUACAGAAUGAAAGACACUUUGCUAUACGAGCUGCUUUAUCCGAGAAGGAAGCGGCGAAUGAAGAGGUGAAUAUUGUGCAAGCUGAACUUAAGCAAAGAACAGUCGUUGGUGAAAAACUGCAAGCUGAACUGGAAGAAGUCAAGACUGCUCUGGUCAAAGCCACCACCGCAACACUUGAAACAAAUGACAACGAAGAAAGUGAGAGAUUGAUGACCCAAAUCUCAUCCCUCGAACACGAACUUGCUUCUCAGGUGGACAAAAUCAAGGACUUCAAGAAUCAACUUCGAUCGCGAGAAGAAACCCUCUCUUCCCUGCAAAACCAAGCUCAAGCAGCUGAGAGUCGAGCAGAAGGUCUUCAAAGGGAAUUAUUGGAAAUGAUCAAUCAUGUAGGACAAACUACCAAACUUUCUGAUCCACCCCGACAAUCCUCUGUUCCUGAAGAAACCAAUGACUUACCCACAGAUCUGGUCCUAGCUACCAACGGAGAGAGGACAAGGAGAACAUCCCUUGGACAUAUGAGAUCGAGAUCAAACGCUUCCGUUAGUGUGAUGCAAAACCUCAAUGUAGAAAGACAGUUGCAAGCUAAGAUUGGUAGACGAGAUGCUCGAAUCGCUGAACUUACACAUGAACUAGAGAAAGCCAACCUCAAUCUUAUUUUAGCCAAAGAAGCUCAAGAAGAAACUUUUGAGGAGAUUACUGAAUUAACCCAAGAACGUGAUCGACUCCAAGCCAGAUUACAAGAUAAUUCCGAACACUCUCAGGUAGUGGAAGUGGAAAAUCCAUCUAUCCUUCGAAGUACGAUAUUGGCUUUGAUCACCUAUCGACAAAGCGUAAAAUCCGCUGAAGCAAGAUGGCGGGUCGCAUCUGAUAUCCUAUCAAAAUCGCGUGCAACAGCCGAACAAUUUCAAGCGACCAUAGCUGAAUUUGAAGUUAAGACCAAGGGAGACACUCUUCAUCUCACCCAAUUGGAAGAAGAGAAGUCCUCCCUUGAAUUGCAGUUGGGUAGCUUGCAGGCAGAAGAGGUCUCUUCUCGAAGUCAGCUGGAAGCUGCAAGGGAGUCAAUCGAUGAUCUUCAAUCUCGACUCGCAACCGCCGAAGCUGCCACCAAAUUGAUUGCGGAGUCUGCUCCACCUGUGUCUUCGUACGAGGCUCAGAUUGCCGAGAAAGAAGAUCGAAUCAGGGAACUGAAAGCUCAGAAUAUCGAAUUCACCUCUCGGGUUGAGGAAUUGGAAAAAGAUAUAGCGAAGGUUCAAGAUAAUAAGGAUGAGGAGAUCACGUCGCUAAACAGGACGAUUUCCGAGCUAGAAGCCGAACUUCAAGAAAGCCAAGGUCAAAUCAGAGGGCUGACGGCUGGGAAAGAAGGUCUAAAAGAAGAGAUUGCGGCUGCUGAAAGAGCACUGGCAGAAGGUAUGGCUGCUUCCGACAGACAACGAGAAAAGAUGGAAGACAAGUACAAAGAAGUCGAAGCCAAGGUGAUUGAGUUGGAAGGACUGCUUCAAGACAAAGUAUCACAACUUGAAGAGACGUUGCGCAAAUCAGUAACCUUAGAAAGUGAUCUUGAUAAUGCUAAGAAUCGAGAGAAGGAAAUGAGCGAUUCUUCAGAAGAAGACAAAGGAAUCAUCGAAAGAUUAGGUCUAGACCUAGCACAUCUACGCGAAUCUUCUGAAAGCAGCUCUUCAGUGGUUGACCAACUGCGACAAGAGAUAGCUUCCCUUCAAGACGCUUCGAGAUCCCUUGGACAGGAGAAAGAAGCUGUCAUCAACGAAUUAUCCGAUCUCAAAUCCUAUGUGUUAUCUACAGAUCAAAGAAGUGGUGAAAUCCAGAGAAAACUUGAAGAAAACGUUGUUCAGCUCAACGAAGCUAAGAAAGCUAAAGAAGAAGUGGAUGCUUUGAUCAACCAAAUUCAAGUCAAACUUGAAUCAUCUGAAGAGAGUCGAAAAGCUACCGAGCAGUCGCUGGAAGGCAUCAAAAUCAGAAUGGAUGAAAUAUCAAGUCAACUUGUUUCUGCUCAAGAGGAACUCACAUCCGCACGUGAAGAAGCGAUGACUUCUUCUGCUAAAUCAGCUGAGCAACAAUCUGAAUUAGAUCAGCUACGAGAAAAGAACGCUGAGCUUGUAACUCAACUUGAAAAGGCUCAAUCGUCGGCUACUGACGUUGAUGAGUCCCUUGUAACUGAUUUGAAAGAAAGAAUAGAGCAGCUGGAGAUCUCCUUGACUCACAAAACGGAAGAAGUAGAUGAAGCAGACGAUCGAACUAGAGAAGCAUUCAAGUCCAAUGCUAAGUUAGAGAAGAAGAUUGGUAAAUUACAAAGACAAUUAGAAGCUUCUCAGGUUGAGAAAAACACAGCGUUAAACAAACUUGCUUCUCGGCCCAUCCCUACACCUACUACCUCUAUAUCUCGUCCAGUCGAAUCACAACCAACAUCCGUUGCUCCUAGUUCUACUCCUGCAGCACCUGCUGCGACCACAACUACCACUCCUGCGUUCGUAGCUAAACCAAGAGUGGUUUCAGCUCCUGCAUCAACACCAUCUCAAAGAACACCUUUAUCAAGUGUAAACAUAUUCCAACCUUCCCCAAACAACCAUGUCAAUCCACCUUCAACAGGUCAUAAAAGACACAGAGAAGAUGAUCCCGUCAAACCUAAAGUAGAGGCUAUCAUGCAACUUCAACCAAUCCCACCUCAUUCAUAUUCACCUAGAAAACCUAUAAAAUCAACUUUUACUCCUCAAAGAGGUGUAUUCGCACCCCUAACAAACCCUACAUCCCAGUCACAUUCACAACAAACGAUGAAUAAACUUUCAAUAUUUUCAAAUACCAAUGAAGGUGUUGAUAUAAGUAAGCAAAAACCUGCUUUCCCAUUACCACCUACAAGAAGUGCAUUUCAACCUAGACAGUGA